UAUGCGCCGCGCUCCUCCCGCGGGCCGCUCUGGCCCCGUCGUCUCGCUGCGCCUCAUCGGUCCCGGGCUGCGCCUCUCUAUGGGCCGCGGGGGCAGCGGAGUGUGCGGCAGGCUGGAUUAUGACAUUCUCUUCACCUUUUGGACUGUGCUAACUGAGCAGCCUCCAAAUUGCGGGGAGAUCCAAACCCCAUCAUGGACUCCUUAUUGGAUGGCUGCCUGAGGUUGCUGGUAACCCUGCUUUUAGCCCUGUGUGGGAUCCGCUGGGCCAGCGGUGGCGACUGUAAGGGGCACCGCCAGGUCCUGCGCAGUGCGUCAGGCUAUGUGACAGAUGGACCUGGCAACUAUUCUGUCAACGGCAACUGCGAGUGGCUAGUGGAAGCUCCCAGCAGCAGCUACCGCAUCCUCUUGACGUUCAUGUUCAUGGACACCGAAUGCACCUAUGACUACCUUUUCAUUUACGAUGGAGAUUCUCCCAGCAACCCUUUGCUGGCCAGCCUCAGCGGCAGCACCCUACCCCCCACCAUCGAGGCCACCUCUGGCAAGAUGCUGCUUCACCUGUUCAGUGACGCCAACUACAACCUCCUGGGCUUCAACGCCACCUACACAGUCUCGCUGUGCCCAAUGGGCUGCUCGGGACACGGGAUCUGCGACAACGACGGGCGCUGCACAUGCUUCCAAGGUUGGGGCGGCGAGGGAUGCUCCAUGCCUGACUGCGUCACCUACUGCCAGAGCCAUGGCAGCUGCAGCCAGGGCUCAGAUCAUUGCCGGUGCGAACCUGGCUUUGUGGGCCGGGCCUGUGACUUAGCCCUGAGCGAGAACCAAGGAGCCGGCAAGUGGUACAACGUCAGCGCCCGGGAUCCUAGUUUCCGGCCCCGCACAGCAGCGGCUGGUGCCUUCUUGCCCUCCACUGGAGGACUGUACAUCUUUGGAGGUUUGGAUCUGAACACGGCCCUGGGGGACCUCGUCUUCUAUAACUUCACCACUAACGUCUGGCACCGGCGAGUGCUCAGCCCCUCCCCGUCGGCCCGCCACUCUCACGUCGCUGUGGCAUGGGAGGGCUUCCUGGUCCUCUUUGGGGGCGAACUGGCCAGCGGCUUUCUUACCAACGACGUCUGGAUGUACCUGCCCUGGGAAGGCCGUUGGCAGGAGCUGGUGCCCCUCAACACCACCUGGUUUCCUCCACCUCCCGGGCUGGCCGGCCACGCCUCUGCCGUUGUGGAUGAAUGGCUUUACAUAUUUGGAGGCCGCACCUCGGUGGAUGUCUUUUCCUCACAGAUGUACCGCUUCCAUCUGAGGAUGUGGCGCUGGGAGUUGGUGGUGCCCUCAGGCGGCAAGGCUCCCGCGGCCGCAGGCCACUCCAUGGUGUUCCACGCAGCCUCCCGCACUCUCCUGGUUUACGGCGGGCACCGACCCUCAACUGCUCGCUUCAGCGUGCGAGUAAACACCACCGACCUCUUCCAUGUGGACCUGCGCUAUUGGAGCACGUUGCGUGCGAAGGACUCGCACCGGGGACCUCGAGAGCGGGCCUUUCACUCUGCCACGGUCAUUGGCAACUACAUGGUUGUGUAUGGGGGCAACGUCCACAUCCACUACCACGAGGAGAAAUGUUACGAGGACGAAAUCUUCUUCUACCACCUGGGCUGCCACCAGUGGGUCUCCAGUCAUGAUCUGGCACCUCCACUCUCCCACGAACACGAGGCCAAGACUCAGGCCCAGGCGCGAGGCCGCUACUCCCAUGUGGCGGCGGUCAUGAACGGGAACGUGCUGGUUGUGGCUGGUGGCUACAGCGGGGUGCCGCGGGGAGACCUCCUGGCGUACAAGGUGCCCACUUUUGUCUUCCAGGUGCCUUCUCAGAUGUACCACUUGGACUACUGCUCCAUUUACACUGAAAAAACCACGUGUGCCAAGGACCCAGAAUGUGCCUGGUGUAUGAGAGGCUGCCAGAGUACCCAGCCGCACAGCACUUGCCCCAAUACUGGCUGCCUGGGCUUGGCCCGCCUCUUAGUGGACUGCCAGUCAUGCCUGGCUUUCGGCGGCACCAACGCUUCUCUGCCUCGUGCCCCGGGACCCUUUGGCUGGUGUGUGCAGAACGAGACCUGCAUGCCUCUCUCAGAGCAGGGCAGGUGCCAGGUGGGCAAAAUCUCUGGGACGUAUGGCUGGUGGGGUCCUCAGCCCUUCUUUGUCACUUCCUUGGCACAAUGUCAGCAUGAAAACUUCCUUCCCGGCCUUCACCUCAUCACCUACCAGCAGCCACGCAACGAUUCCCAGCCUGAUAAGGUCUCCAUCGUCCGCAGCACCACGAUCACCCUCAACCCCAGCACAGAGAUGGACGUCUCCCUGGUCUACAAGGGCUUCAUUCACCCGCUGGUCAGCAGCUCCGGACCUGCCGAAGACAUCUCAAUCUGGGCACGCAUCCAGCGCCUCUUCGUGAUUGCCAAGCUGGCCCGGGCCCCUGGCGCGUCUGAGCUGGAGGAGGUGGGCCGCUGGGCAGUGCAGCAGGAGAAAGAGAAGCGGCUACUGCAGCGCCCCGGGACCGAGCGCCUCUUCCCCAGCACCGAGAGGGGCAAUAAGUACACCGUCCUGGUCGAGGGCCACCUCAACAACUCCGGCAACGGGCAGACGAGUGAGCUGACCCUCACGUGGGAUCGCACAGGAGUGCCUGGGGGCAGCGAGAUCUCUUACUUCUUCCUGGAGCCUUAUCGCUCAGAGCUGUGCUCCACCUACCGCUCCUGCCUGGCUUGCCUGGCCGACCAGGGUUGCGGCUGGUGCCCGGUCAGUGCCACCUGCCACCGUCGGCUGGCGCAUAAGGACGGUGCCGGCGGCUGUGGCACUGGCAGCGUGCGCCUCAUCCUGGCCCCCGGCAACUGCAUCCUGUGCGAGGACUACCGAGACUGCCACGCCUGCAGCAAGGACCCGUUCUGCGAGUGGCAAGUGAACAGCAGCAAGAAGGGGGACUUCCUCUGCAGCCGCCGGGGCCGCCUCCCCAGUGCGAUCCGCUCUCCGAAGGACUGCCCCAAACUCUGCAACCAGCGCAAUACCUGCUCCGAGUGCCUCUCCAACUCCAGCCAGUGUGCUUGGUGCCAGUCCACACGUAGCUGCUUCUUCUUCGCUGCCUACCUGGCCAAAUACCCCUAUGGAGACUGUCGUGGUUGGUAUGACAGCGUGCACUCUGUGCCCCAGUGCCUGGACUGCACCCGGUUCAACACCUGCCGGGAAUGCCUGCAGAACUUUGAAUGCGGUUGGUGCGGCAACUCGGACAACCCCACCUUGGGCAGGUGCCUCCCCGGGGAUUUCUCAGGCCUCAACACCUUCCUGAACUGCUCGGUGGCACUCUGGGAAUCUCAUGGGCUGCUUCCUACCCACCCGGCCCAGUGGUCCUAUGGGCAGUGCCCAGAUGUGGACGAGUGCCGCCUGGGCCUGGCUAACUGCCACCCCUUUGCCAGCUGCAAGAACACACCCGACUCCUUCAAAUGCCACUGCAACCGAGGCUAUGCGGGGGACGGGGUGGCGUACUGCAACCAGACCUGCUACGACGAAUGCGCACACGGUGAAUGCAGCGGGGGCCCCAACUUCACCUGCGUGUGCGACUUGGGCUGGACCUCUGAGACUAUCAUGGGAGCCACCCCACCGCCAAGUGGGGUACAGUGCAAUGUGGACUGCGGGUGCCACUUCCACAGCAGCUGUGGGCUCAGCGGGCCCGGCGUUUGCGACGAAUGCCAGAACUGGACCCAUGGCGAGCGCUGCCACCUUUGCCGGCCUGGCAGCUACGGGAAUGCCACAAACCAGAGUGGCUGCCAGGAGUGUGCCUGCAAUGGGCAUGGCCUGGAGGAGAUGGGCUAUUGCCACGGGGCCACAGGAGCCUGUUACUGCGCCCCACCCACCGAAGGGCUUCACUGCGAGCGCUGUGCCCCCGGCUACUACGGGGAUCCCAGAAACGGGGGCGUUUGCUACCAGGAGUGUGUGGGGCGCUCCUUGCUUGCCAACCUCUCUUCCUCUUCGUCGUUGAGCUCUCAGCGGGCUGGGGGCCCCCCGCAGGGCGGGCUCUCCUACUGCGUCUGGGUCUUGUCGACCACUGAGGACAUGCAGCCCUGUCGGCCUGAGCAGAUCUGCCCUACGAUCACCCUCACUAUUCAACCUGAUACCCUCUGUAUGAAUAACUAUGUCUAUGCCUUUGACGGACUUCCUGACUUCCUGGACACGGGCCUGAUCCAAUUGGAUCGCACUCUCAUUGGGGCUUUCUGCGGCCAGGGCCGUCCCCGUCCCAUCACUGUGGAGGCCGUAUCAGGCCUUCUGGUCAUCUACUAUGAGGCCAACUCCACCGAGGCUUCGGGCUUCAACGCUACCUAUACGGUGCACCGCUGCCGCCCCAGCUGCCACCCCAACCAGGAGUGCCAGGAGGGAAGCUGCAUCUGCAGAAGUGGAUACACAGGGCCCAGCUGCCAGUUUCAGAUCUGCCCGGGCAACUGCAGCGCUCACGUGGGACAGGGGGUUUGCAACAGGAGCCUGGGCCUGUGUGUUUGCAGCGAUCGGUUUGCCGGCAAAGAUUGUUCCAUCCCUCUAGAUGCUGGCAAGAUCAUUUGGGAGACCUUGAUCGACACCCAGCUGACAGCUGACACAGCCAGCCGGUUUCUUCACCGCCUGGGCCACACCAUGGUGGAGGGGCCGGACACCACGCUUUGGAUGUUUGGGGGCAUGUCGCUGCGAGAGGGGAUGCUGGGCAACGUGUACAGAUACUCCAUUGCCGAGCGCCGCUGGACCCAGAUGCUGGCAGGGACGGAGGACAGAGGCCCAGGGCCCAACCCUCGGUACUUUCACGCGGCCGCCUACAUCCCCUCCUGCAAGGCAAUGUAUGUGCUCGGUGGACUGACGACCGACGGGGUGGCCAACGACUUCUGGCUGCUCAACCUCACAACUUUGCAAUGGAGGCUUGUGCAGGACCCUCUCAUCCCAGCCGUGGCUGGUCACACACUCACGGCUCGGCGUGGCUCUUCCUUGCUCCUCAUCGGCGGCUACUCCCCUGAGAACGGCUUCAACAAGAAACUGCUGGAAUAUAACGUUGUGUCGGAGAGCUGGCGUGCCGGGAGCCAGGCUGGAACGCCCCCUACAGGUCUGUACGGACACUCGGCUGUGUACCAUGAGGGCACGGAUGCCAUCUAUGUCUUUGGCGGCCAUCGCUUCCACGUGGAGAUGGUUUCUGCUUCCCCUGAGCUCUACAGCCUUUAUUAUCCCAACCUGACCUGGAGCUUGCUGGCUCCAUCUCAGGGGCCAAAGCCGCUGGCUCACUUCUUCCACGUCGCAGCAGUACUGAAGGACACCAUGGUGGUGAUCGGAGGGCGCACAGAACGCGAGAAUUUCACCAACCACCUUUUCUUCUACCAGCUAAACUGCAACACCUGGAUCCUACCCAACAGCACAGCAGAAGCAGUCGUGGGAGAGCCCAUCAUGGAGUCCAUUGCCCACGCCGUGGCCGCUGUCGGAGGGCGCAUCUACCUCUCCGGGGGCUUCAACGGGGUGGCGCUGGGGCGCAUGGUGGCCCUCUCCGUGCCCUCCGACCCUUGCCUCAUCUUCAGCAGUCCGGAAGCCUGCAACAGGUCCAACGCCAGCUGCACCUGGUGCCACACCAGCUGCCUCUCUGCGGAUGCUGCCGAGAGGCAGGGCUGUUCUGGUGGGACCUCCUGCUUCCCCACACCAAGGUCCGCAGAUGAGUGCCGCCGGUUGAGGACCUGCAGCGAGUGCCUUGCCCAGCACCCUCGUGCCAUGGCCCACAGCCUGGGCAUUCCAGCCUUACCCCAGUGCAAGUGGUGCACCAACUGCCCCGAGGGCGCCUGCAUCGGCAGCACCGGCAGCUGCACCUCGGAGAACGACUGCCGCAUUAACCAGCGCGAGAUCUUCGUCGCCAGCAACUGUUCGGAGAUCUCGUGCGAGGCUUCGGACUGCGCCAAGUGCACGGCUUCUGGGAAGUGCAUGUGGACGCGGCAGUUCAAGCGCACAGGGGAGACAAGGCGUAUCCUGAGCGUUCAGCCCACCUACGACUGGACCUGCUUCAGCCACUCUCUCCUCAACGUGUCCCCCAUGCCGGUGGAAUCGUCGCCUCCGCUGGCCUGCCCCACGCCGUGCCACAACCACAGCACCUGUGGGGAAUGCCUGAGCUCCAAGGGGGCCGACGGGGGCUGGCAGCAGUGUGUCUGGAGCGUCAGCUUGCAGCAGUGCAUGAGCCCCACGUACCUGCCCAUGCGCUGCGCGGCCGGGAUGUGCGGCCGAGUGCUGAGCGGGGCCGAGAGCUGCACCCCGUCCUGCUCCCGUUUCCAGCAGUGCGCCCUCUGCAUCCAGCAGCCCCGGUGCGGCUGGUGCGGCCUCCGCGGCGAGAACGGCAAAGGGCGGUGCAUGGAGGGAGGGAGGAGCGGUCCUCACCAUGGAUUGGUCGAGUCGUGUGGCCUGAAAGCAGACUGGGCCUUCAUGGCGUGCCCUCCUGAGAACGAGUGCCUGAACGGGCACCACGACUGCAACGAGACCCAGAACUGUAACGACCUGCCCCACGGCUACAAGUGCACCUGCAAGAACGGCUACAUGCUGGACAAUGUGACGGGGCUGUGCAAGCCGGUGUGUGAGCAGGGCUGCGUGAACGGGACCUGCGUGGAGCCCAAUGCCUGCCAGUGCCACUUCGGCUACGUGGGCCAGAACUGCUCCGUGGAGUGUCAGUGCAACAAGCACAGCAACUGCCAGGGGGUGGAGGCCCAGGACCAGUGUUUGCAGUGCUUCAACAACACCAUGGGGCAGCACUGUGAAAAAUGCCAGCCGCUCUUUGUGGGGUCGGCUCUGAGCGGCGGCUCCUGUCGCCCCUGCAACACUUUCUGCCGGGGAAACAGCAACGUGUGCAUCACGCGGGAGGAGUACGAGAGAGCCCGCCGGGAUCCUGCCCGCUUCCCGCUGGAGCCGGCCUUGAUCCCCAAAUGGGUGGCAGAAGGGCCAGCUGAGGACGCCGCCGUGUGCGUUAACUGCCAGAACAACAGCUUUGGGGAGAAAUGCGAGAGCUGCCUUCACGGCUACUUCCUGCUGGAGGGGAAGUGCACCAAGUGUCAGUGCAACGGCCACGCUGACUCGUGCAACGAGCUGGAUGGGACCGGCUGCCCCUGCCAGAACAACACGGAGACGGGAGGCUGCCAGAACAGUGCCCAGUCAGACAAAAAGGACUGCUAUAAGCAACAGUGCGCCAAGUGCCGCGAGUUUUUCCACGGCAACCCGGUGGGUGGCCACCAGUGCUACCGGCUGAUCAUCGUGGACCAAGAGAGCUGCUUUGACCCUACAUCACAGCUCAACUGCUUCCACGAGCCCAACAUCAAGAACCUGCUGCUUGGCCGCUCCGUCUUCUUUGGCGUCCAGCCCAAAUUCACCAACGUGGACAUCCGCAUCACCAUCGACGUGACCUUUGGUGGGGUGGACGUCUACAUCUCCACCUCCUACGAGAUGUUUGUGGUGGACGUGGACCGGGUCACGGGCUUCCACUCGGUGCGCGUUGUGCCGCCGGGGGAAGAAGCGGGCGGGCGCAGCGGCCUCAGCAACGGGAGCCAGCCCUCUCCGGCCGUGCGAGAGGCGCAGACCCACGGGCUCAUCACCUACAUCACUGUGCGGGAGCAGCAAGCGGUGCUGGUCGUGCGAGCCGUCCGAGACCGAGUGGUCAUCACCUACCCGCAUGAGAUCCACGCCCUGAAAUCCAGCCGUUUCUAUGUCAUCCUGCUGGGCAUCGGGGGCACCAGCCCCAACGUCACCGAGUCCCAGGGGCUGCUCUUCUUCCGCCAAGACCAGGCCCACAUCGACCUCUUUGUCUUCUUCUCCGUCUUCUUCUCCUGCUUCUUCCUCUUCCUCUCUGUCUGCGUCCUGCUCUGGAAGGUCAAGCAGUUCCUGGAUUUGAGGCAUGAGCAGCGGCGACACCUGCAGGAGAUGACCAAGAUGGCCAGCCGGCCUUUCGCUAAAGUGACCAUCUAUUUCGAGCCGGAUGCGCUGGGGGCUGCGGCCGAGCUGGUCUUCCUCCCCGCGCGCCCCCACAAGCACCCAGCGCUGGCCGCUGCCCAGCCGAGCCGGUUGAAGCCAUACCACGAGGUGCCCUAUCCUGUGGCCCACUUCCGACGCUCCGAGCCCUUCCUCUCCCACCUGAUGGGCUACUCCUACUCCAGCUUUCGGGUGGGACCCAUCACCCUGGAGCCGACGGACGACGGGAUGGCCGGGGUGGCCACGGUCCUCUUCCAGCUGCCCGGAGGACUGCAGGCCCCCAACCGUGCCUGCCUGGGCUCUGCCCUCGUCACCCUGCGCCACAAUCUCCAGGACUACUGCAGCAGCAGCCACGGAGUCAGCAGCUCCCGCAAAGGACUCCUCAGCCACGAGAACCUCACGAGCAUGUCCCUCUGAGCUGCCGGGGGAGCCCUGCCGGGCUUCGGGAAGGGAUGGGACUCGUUGCUUGCA
Messenger RNA from Lacerta agilis (Sand lizard), 8457 nucleotides. It is a transcript of the gene MEGF8, whose product is annotated as multiple EGF like domains 8. Bases 193 to 8403 code for a protein of 2736 amino acids. Lineage: Eukaryota; Metazoa; Chordata; Lepidosauria; Squamata; Lacertidae. The record is from RefSeq and is a predicted model, not a curated record. Gene Ontology annotation, molecular function: protein binding; calcium ion binding. The transcript has 43 exons.